CGGAGCCCCGCCUGCCGCCUAGCUCUGCAGCCUCCGGGACCGCGGGACUCGGGGUUGCCAGUCCCUCCUUUCAAUGAAGGGAUACAUGUGCUCUUCCAAAUACCCUCUGCGACAGAAGAUUUUCAUACUGUUUUUGACACUAUGGUUGUUCUCUUUAUUGAAACUUUUAAACGUGAAAAGAUCCUACUUCUUCGGAAAAGGCAUUUACUUAGUCGAACGAUCUUUAAGCACUUCAUCCUAUGUAAGGAACAGGUAUACUUUUGUCAGAGGUGAAUUCAGGUACAAAAUUAACUGUUCCCGUAUUUAUGAGCAAGAACCUGUGGAGAUUGGCAAGGCAUUGGAGAUACGGAAGAAAGACAUCAUUGAUUUAGAUGAUGAAGAUGUUGUAGAAAUGACCAAAGAUUGUAAGGUCUAUCAGGCCAUAAGAAGAUACCACCUGAAGCCUGUUUCAACAGAAGAGCAAAAAUUCCCAAUAGCUUAUUCUUUGGUAGUUCACAAAGAUGCCAUCAUGGUUGAAAGAUUGAUCCAUGCAAUAUACAACAGUCACAAUGUUUAUUGUAUUCAUUAUGAUCAGAAAUCACCUACCACUUUCAAACUUGCUAUGGACAGUUUAGCCAGGUGCUUUUCUAACAUUUUCAUCGCUUCCAAAUUAGAGACAGUGGAAUAUGCUCACAUUUCCAGGCUCCAAGCUGAUUUUAAUUGCUUGUCUGACCUACUGAAAUCCCAUGUUCCUUGGAAGUAUGUUAUUAACCUGUGUGGGCAAGAUUUUCCUUUAAAAUCAAACUUUGAAUUGGUAACUGAGUUGAAAAAACUAAAUGGAGCAAAUAUGCUCGAGUCAGUGAAGCCAAGUAGCACCAAAAAGGAAAGAUUCACUUAUCACCAUGAACUCAAAAUUGUGCCUUAUGACUACACGCUAAUGCCUGUAAGGACAAACAUUUCCAAGGAAGCUCCACCUCAUAACAUUGAGAUUUUUGUGGGUAGUGCUUAUUUUGUUUUAAGCCGAGCCUUCAUUAACUAUACUUUCAAUAACCCCCUUGCUAAGGACUUUUUUGAGUGGUCUAAAGAUACAUACUCCCCAGAUGAGCAUUUCUGGGCCACCAUGAUCCGAGUACCAGGAAUACCCGGGGAGAUAUCCAGAUCAGCACAAGAUGUCACAGACUUACAAAGUAAGACUCGACUGGUCAAAUGGAAUUACCUAGAAGACCAUUUCUAUCCUCCCUGUACUGGCUCUCAUCUUCGUAGUGUAUGUAUCUAUGGGGCAGCCGAAUUGAGAUGGCUUAUGAAAUAUGGACAUUGGUUUGCCAAUAAAUUUGACUCCAAGGUGGACCCAGUUUUAAUUAAAUGUUUGGCCGAAAAGCUUGAAGAACAGCAGAAAGAGUGGGUUCGUUUAUCUUCAGAAAAAUUAUUUAUGAUUGGAAGUCCCACGACUGUGUCACUGUAG
Messenger RNA from Gracilinanus agilis (Agile Gracile Mouse Opossum), 1441 nucleotides. It is a transcript of the gene GCNT4, whose product is annotated as glucosaminyl (N-acetyl) transferase 4. Lineage: Eukaryota; Metazoa; Chordata; Mammalia; Didelphimorphia; Didelphidae. The transcript has 2 exons. Gene Ontology annotation, molecular function: acetylglucosaminyltransferase activity. Bases 74 to 1441 code for a protein of 455 amino acids. The record is from RefSeq and is a predicted model, not a curated record. Gene Ontology annotation, cellular component: membrane.